AUGAUUUGUCUAACUUUGUCUAGCUUUUGUUUCUUGAUUGAUUUGAUGGCGCAACCGCAAGAACUUCAUUUCUUCCAACCUUUGCUUCCUGGAUUCCAGACUUACUUGACAAUACCCAUUGUAUUUUUCUCCAAGCACAUCCAAGGGAAGACGAAUGGGAACACAUGGACACUAACAUCCGACGCUACGGAUCAAACAUGGCAAGUGAUACAAGAAGAGAGGCGACUCACCCGAGGUUGGAAGGAGUUCGCUGAGGCACAUGACCUUCGAAUAGGAGACAUUGUCAUCUUCAAACUCGAAGGUUCCAUGGUCUUUCACGUCACUCCCUUUGGUCCGAGCUGCUGUGACAUCCAGUACACAUCUAUGUUGGUUGUGACUUGA
Raphanus sativus (radish) is the source of this 381-nucleotide messenger RNA. Its product is annotated as B3 domain-containing protein REM7-like. The record is from RefSeq and is a predicted model, not a curated record. NCBI's taxonomy places the organism in Eukaryota, Viridiplantae, Streptophyta, Magnoliopsida, Brassicales, Brassicaceae. Bases 1 to 381 code for a protein of 126 amino acids. The transcript is spliced from 3 exons. Gene Ontology annotation, molecular function: DNA binding.